UGCAUAGUAGAUUGUCUCCGACAAAAUGGCCGCUAGUGACGACACCGGAAAAGGCAGGUAUUUUCACUAUUGUUUCUUGCUAUCCGGAAGCGGCUCUUGUGUGCGUUUCAGCAUGGCGGCUGUGGAUAUCAGAGAUAACUUACUCAGCAUCUCCUGGGUUGACAGCUCCUGGAUCCCCAUAUUAAAUACCGGGACUGUCCUUGACUAUUUCUCGGAGAGGAGUAACCCGUUCUACGAUAGGACCUGCAAUAAUGAAGUUGUUAAAAUGCAGCGGUUAACUCUAGAUCAUCUAAAUCAAAUGGUUGGCGUGGAGUAUAUUUUGCUGCAUGCACAAGAGCCAAUAUUGUUCAUCAUAAGGAAGCAGCAGAGGCAGUCUCCUGCACAGGCUAUACCUCUGGCAGACUACUACAUCAUAGCAGGCGUGAUCUACCAGGCUCCAGACCUCGGAUCGGUCAUCAACUCUAGAACACUAACGGCAAUUCAUGGGAUCCAGUCGGCAUUCGAUGAGGCAAUGUCUUACUGUCGGUAUCAUCCCUCUAAAGGCUACUGGUGGCACUUUAAAGACCAAGAGGAAAGAGAUAAAGCUAAACCAAAAGCUAAAAAGAAGGAAGAAGCCAGCUCCUUUUUCCAGAGACAGAGGGUAGAUGCUUUACUUUUGGAACUUCGGCAAAAGUUUCCGCCUAAAUUUAUUCAACAAAAAUCUGGAGAGAAACCAGUACCUGUCGAGCAGAUAAAAAAAGAACCAGAGCAACCGGCCGAAACCAUAAAACAAGAAGAGAAGGAACCGGUUAAAGCUCCUCAGGGAACAAACCCAAAAGGUCCUCCAGAGAAGAGAAUGCGGCUGCAGUAGACUGAUCACAUUUUUAUUUCUAUUCCUGAGAACCCUUUAAAGGGAAUAGAAGGUUCCUGCUGUUAUAUGUGGACAUUGUAAAUAGCUUUAUACAUGCACCAUGGUUAUUAGCUAUAGAUGCUGACCCUGUUAGCUUGUAAAGGGAAUAUUUGUGUUAUGGUUCUGUGAGAAAGUGAAUGCAUUGCUUUUGUAAUUUUUAUUAUAUUAUGUGACUUAC
This is a messenger RNA of Hyla sarda, 1067 nucleotides long. It is a transcript of the gene MED6, whose product is annotated as mediator complex subunit 6. The coding region runs from base 26 to 850 and encodes 274 amino acids. Lineage: Eukaryota; Metazoa; Chordata; Amphibia; Anura; Hylidae. Gene Ontology annotation, molecular function: transcription coactivator activity. The record is from RefSeq and is a predicted model, not a curated record. Gene Ontology annotation, cellular component: core mediator complex; mediator complex. The transcript is spliced from 8 exons. Gene Ontology annotation, biological process: regulation of transcription by RNA polymerase II.